Molecule: messenger RNA, 2316 nt
Organism: Carassius gibelio (silver crucian carp)
Lineage: Eukaryota; Metazoa; Chordata; Actinopteri; Cypriniformes; Cyprinidae
Product: CD276 antigen
Exons: 5
Coding region: 124-909 (261 amino acids)
Source: RefSeq, a predicted model, not a curated record
CAAUGGGCUAACAAAAAAAUCGACCGGUAGUGACGCAGAAGGUCUAUCGAUGAAGCCAGGGAGUUUCACACGAUUCCCAGGAACAAACACCAUCAGGAGUACUUUUCUCUUGCUCUCGUGAAUAUGUUGAGGUGUUUUCUUCUGCUCUGGAUCUUGCUGAGGCGUGCAGACUCCUUUAGCGUCACAGUACCCUCCAGUCCUAUACUCGUGGACCGUGGAGCCACAGCUCUUCUUUCCUGUGAAUUUGAACCAGACCCUAACAUCUCUGAUUUGGUGAUCACAUGGCAACGGCAGGAAGACUCACGUGUGGUCCACAGCUUCUACUAUGAGAGAGACCAGCUUGAGCGACAAAGCUCAGAAUAUUUAGACCGGACGAAGUUAAAUCGAGAGGGACUCGCUGAAGGAAAUGCAUCCCUGAGUAUAGUCAAUAUUGGACUGAAGGAUGCAGGGAAAUACAUAUGCUUAGUGAGUAACAACAAGGGAACUGACAGAGGAGUGGUGCAGUUGGUUUACACGGCUUUCUAUUCUGAGCCAAGGUUAAGCAUCCAUCUCCAAUCUACCAAUGUCACUGUCCAAUAUGAGACAGAGGGCUACCCGAGGCCAGAGGUCAUGUGGCUGGGGUCAGAAGGUCAGAAUCUCACUGACGACCUGGAAGUUUCAUCUGCAUCAGACGGUGGACUGUACUAUUUAAAAAGCAGCUACAUAACCCAGAAUCCAGUGUUCAGUGUCACAUUUACUCUGAAAAACCCUGCUACACAUCAGGAGCUACAGAGGCAUGUUAACCUCAGCUACGAUGGGAACACCAGCUCCAGUCAAUCAGUCGUGGUUCUGUCUGUAUUGUGUGUUCUCCUCCUGUGCUCGACGGUUCUGCUGCUGUGGUUAUACUGUCGUGACAGGAAUCCCAGAUGAAUUACUGGAAAUUGCGUGCCUGUGCUGAGCAUCAACUAAUCAAAGUACCCCCAACAUCAUUUCUGGGCAUUCAUUUUUAUAUUAAAUUAAUACUGCUGCUCUUCUUGACUUUAUGUAAUCCAUCCAGAUUUUGGAGAGACGCACAAGAAAUCAUUCAAGUUGAAGGGUGUGAUUUUAGUUGAUUUUUAAUCAUUCUUUUCACUUUUUUGUCCUAGUUUCUUCACAAGCAACUAUCCUGAGUCAUUUUCAGGCUUUUUAGAGCAGAAUGAGAAUACUAUAAUUAGAAUGUUUUACAAAAAAUUCAUGGCUACUUUUGAAUUUGCCUUUUAUGGAAAAAGUGACAUCAACGGUAACAUGACUAUGCUAACACUAGCAUGAAUUUAAGGCAGAACUAUCAAUCUUUUUUCUUCUGUUUGGCACAUUAACUGGAAGUGUAUUUUAAAACAUUUAAGACAAACAACUCAUGGUGUGGACCCACCUGCUGAUUUUUUUAAUUAUUAUUAUUAUGCAUAGCCUUGCUGGAGAGGUUUCCUUAAACUGUAGCAUUAAUGCUAACAAGAUAAAAUGAGCUAUUUAUUUUUAUAAAAACAUUUUCAGUUAUCUUUAACAAUAAUAAUCUUUGGACCAAAACCAAAUUAAACAAGGUAUUUUUUCAGAUCAUGAGUGUUUCGUUAUUAUAUUUGUCUAUAAUUACAAAAUAAAAUAUUAUUAAAGUGCCCCUAUUAUGGGUAAUGAAAGGUUCAUAUUUUGGUUUUGGGGGUCAUCAACAGGUUGACAUGCACGCAAGGUCAAAAAACACUUUCAUUCUUUUAUAAUAUGCAUGGCCUACAUGCUCAUUGAUUCCCAAAUGAUCCACUCAAUAAUUCAUUUUUCCAAACCUUUCCUUUGCGUGACACUUAUCUGUGGUGAUGUUGACAUCAACGGCUUGGGAUUUGUUUUUAAAAUGACUCAUUUAAAUGAUUCAGAGUUGACUCUUUCUUUUGAGAGACAUUUAUGCACGGUGCACUUUCCAAUUUAAAGCUUUGCCUGAUGUUUUCAUUCACUUAGAGUUGUUACACACUGCAUGGAAUGUCAAUUUCACAAAACCCAUAACAGGGGUACAUUAAUGUCAUUAUUAAUAAUGAAAAUCAGACCAAAAAAAGUAUUUCAUCCAUGUAAUCCACAAAACAUUUCAUAGUUUACAGAAAAGACACCUCUCAGAUGUCCAUUCCAACAAGAAGGUACAAUCUUUUAAAAUCAUCACAAUUCACACAAGGCAUUAAAUUAUAUGUAACGUGUAUUUAGUUUUUUAAAUAUCGAUGAUGACAAAGAUCUCUGGUUUCUCCGUGUCAUGUACUUGCAUAGCAGAGUAAGUGAUUGCUUUCACUUCUGUUCCCUGUAAAACAAAAAUAAAACCAUUAAAAUCUU